This is a messenger RNA of Impatiens glandulifera, 1617 nucleotides long. RefSeq names its product hydroxymethylglutaryl-CoA synthase. Gene Ontology annotation, molecular function: hydroxymethylglutaryl-CoA synthase activity. NCBI's taxonomy places the organism in Eukaryota, Viridiplantae, Streptophyta, Magnoliopsida, Ericales, Balsaminaceae. Gene Ontology annotation, biological process: acetyl-CoA metabolic process. The record is from RefSeq and is a predicted model, not a curated record. Bases 128 to 1519 code for a protein of 463 amino acids. The transcript has 12 exons.
CAUCUCUCUCUUACCGAUCUUACAGGAAUCGUCAAUACUCUGAUUCCAUCCUUCUCAAGCUCUCCGUUCUCUGUUUUCUGAUCCAUUUCUUGUUCGAAGAAUCCAAGUUUCAGCGCCGGAGAAGGAAAUGUCAUCGCAACAGAAAAACGCAGGAAUUCUCGCCAUGGAAAUCUACUUUCCUCCAAAUUGCGUCCAGCAGGAAGCUCUUGAGGAACAUGAUGGAGUAAGUAAGGGGAAAUAUACAAUUGGACUUGGACAAGAUUGCAUGGCUUUUUGUUCAGAGGUUGAAGACGUGAUCUCCAUGAGUUUGACUGCUGUUUCCUCCCUGUUGGAGAAGUAUGGUAUUGAUCCUAAACAGAUUGGUCGACUUGAAGUGGGAAGUGAGACAGUUAUUGAUAAAAGCAAGUCCAUAAAGACUUUCCUUAUGCAAAUUUUUGAGCAAAGUGGGAAUACUGAUAUUGAAGGUGUUGAUUCAACGAAUGCUUGCUAUGGAGGCACAGCUGCUUUAUUUAAUUGUGUUAAUUGGGUGGAGAGUACCUCAUGGGAUGGACGUUAUGGACUUGUUGUCUGCACCGACAGUGCGGUCUAUGCAGAAGGACCAGCUAGACCGACUGGUGGAGCUGCAGCUAUAGCAAUGCUGAUAGGGCCUGACGCUCCUAUAGCAUUUGAAAGUAAAUUGAGAGCAAGUCAUAUGUCUCAUGCCUAUGACUUUUACAAACCCAACCUCGCAAGUGAAUAUCCGGUUGUUGAUGGAAAGCUUUCCCAGACCUGCUAUCUCAUGGCUCUUGAUUCAUGCUAUAAACGUUUCUGCGAUAAGUACGAGAAAUCGGAGAGCAAACAAUUUUCACUUAAGGAUGCUGAAUAUUUCGUCUUCCAUUCUCCAUACAACAAGCUUGUCCAGAAGAGCUUUUCUCGCCUUUUAUUCAACGAUUUUGUGAGGGGAGCAAGUUCUAUUGAUGAGGCUGCUAAAGAAAAGCUGGCGCCAUUUUCUACUCUUACUGGUGAUGAAAGUUACCAAAGCCGAGACCUUGAGAAGGUGAGCCAGCAGCUUGCAAAGACAUUAUAUGAUGCGAAGAUACAACCGACAACUUUGAUACCAAAGCAAGUUGGGAACAUGUACACUGCAUCUAUUUACGCAGCCUUUGCGUCUCUGAUUCACAACAAGCAUAGUUCACUCGCAGGAAACAGGGUAGUUAUGUUUUCAUAUGGCAGUGGUUUAACUGCCACCAUGUUUUCUUUCCGUCUUAGUGAAGGUCAUCAUCCUUUCAGCUUAUCAAACAUCGCAAAUGUGAUGAAUGUUAGCGAGAAAUUGAAGUCGAGACACGAGUUUCCUCCAGCAAAAUUUGUGGAAACGUUGAAGCUAAUGGAACAGAGAUAUGGAGGCAAAGAUUUUGUGACAAAUAAGGAUUGCAGUCUUCUUGCUUCAGGUACUUACUACCUUACUGAAGUUGACUCAAAGUAUAGGAGGUUUUAUAACAAGAAAACCGACAAUUCUUGUCGUGUGGCUAACGGUCACUAACUGUGAUUUCGUAUAUGGGAUUAUCAAUAAGUUUAUGUUUGUGCUUAUGUGAGGCUGCUGCCACUAUCUUUAGUUGUUUUUUAGCCUUUAAAUUAAUG